UUUAAUGCGUUAGUAUAAUUUUUGUUGUUAAAACGUUCAGAAGGUUAAAUGUAUCGUGCGAAUUAAAAGUGAUACUUGGAUCGCAUCACGAACAGCCAAAGACGCGUUGAGUGAAUUUAUUUUUGUUUGCUUAACCAGUUCUACGAUGUUUAUAAGUGAAUUGUUAAUGAAAUUGUCACAUUGAUAUAAUUUCAAUCAGAAAUAAGAAGGAAGUGAAAUUGAAAUUUGUUUGUGAUCGUGCUAUGAAAUGGGUGAAAAUUAAAAAAAUGUACGGAAAUUUAGUGAUACGUUGGCUGGUGAGUGUUGUGACAAUACUAUUUGUAUUGUGCAAUCAAUCGACGGUUGUGUUUGCAAAUCAUAUUCACAAUCAUCAUAGUUCACAUGGUGGUCAACAUACAAAGUGGCUUCGUACCGAAGUUCUUGAUGGAAACGGUCUAUUUGUAUUGGAUUGGAGAAAAACUGAAAAAGAUAUUAUAUUUCGUGCAACCGUUAAUACACGCGGAUACAUUGGAUUAGGAUUUUCGUAUAAAAGUGAAAAAAUUGGCGAUGCCGAUAUAAUUCUCGCUUGGAUCGACGAUCGCACCGGUGAAGCAAACGUUCUGGACUGUCAUGGAACCGGCGGCGAUAAUACCAUUCCAGUGCAAGACGAUACUCAAAAUGUACUUGCUGAAGAAGGCUAUCAAAAUGGUACGCAUUCGCAAAUUCAAUUUAGACGUCCGUUGGAAACAUGUGAUCCGCAUGAUGUAACCAUCGGGGGAAAUACCAUGAAAUUGCUAUGGACAUAUGCUGAAAAAGAUCCUAUCUACGGUAAUCUCAAAUGGCAUGGAACAUUCAGUGGAGUUCGGCCGAUACAUAUGCUAGCACCAUUGUGGAAAAAACCAAAUCCAAGCCACAACGCAAAUAAUCGUGAUAUGCGUCAGUGGGAUGUUACGGUAAAAAACAUUACCAUCGAGCCCGAAAUGGAUACGUUGUAUUGGUGCAAAAUCCUUAAAGCACCCACUCUACAAGAUAAACAUCAUAUCAUUGGCUAUGAAGCUCUGCUCACAAAAGAAGCUCAAACUACAAAGCCAUUGGUUCAUCAUAUGACAUUAUUUGAAUGCUCAACGUCAGCGUAUCCAAGUUCGGAUCCAAUGUCAUGGGAUAUUUGGGUGAAGAGUAGCGGUGCCGUGUGCAAUAGUAAUUUGUUAACGCCACGCGAUUGGGAUGCUUGUAUAACACCGGUCGCUGUUUGGACGAUUAGUUCGACAGGACAAUAUUUGCCACAUCAUGUUGGCAUCCCAAUGGGUGGUCGUAGCGGUCCCAAAUAUUAUAUGCUAGAAAUUCACUACGACAAUCCAAAUGCAAAGCGAAUAAUCGACCAUUCUGGCUUUCGCAUUCACUAUACACGACAUCUGCGCAAAGAGGACGGUGGUAUGAUGAUAUCUGGUGUGUCCGUAUCUGAUACACAAUUAAUUCCACCCCGACAAAAACUCUAUCGAAACGUUGGAAUAUGCGGACCAUCAUGUACAUCAACGAUGUUUCCUGAGACGGGAAUUAACAUAAUAUCGGCAACAUUGCAUUCGCAUGUGGCUGGCCGUAAAAUGAAAUUGCGCCAUGUGCGUAAUGGCAUUGAAUUGGAUCGCAUUAUUGAAGAUGACACUUAUGAUUUCAAUUAUCAACAAGUGCGCCAAUUAGAGAAUGAAACGACUAUUUUACCGGGCGACUAUCUGAUUACAGACUGUGCUUAUGAGACAUUGAAUCGAAAGCGUCCCACCUUCGGCGGUUAUUCAACGAAACAAGAAAUGUGCUUAUCGUUUAUCACCUAUUAUCCGAAAAUUGAUUUGGCUGGCUGUUACAGUAUGACGCCGGUUAAAGAAUUCUUUGAAAUAUUCGGCGUUUACGAAUUUAACUCAAUGAACAUGACUGACGUUGAAAAUCUGUUUCUCUACAAUGGCAAUGCUUUGGAUUUGUUGCCAACAACGGUUUUUCCAAAUUUUCCACCAGGAGGCCAUAUUGAUGACGAAAACAAUUUAAGAGCCAUCGAAGCCUUGAAAAAUGCAAAAGAAUAUACAAUUGUCCAGGAAGAUGCACUUCAACAGGAAUCCAUUUUGAACAAACUGAUUAUAUCAGAUCCGGUGGAAUUUCAUGAUCGAUCAUUUAUGGCUCAUUUAAAUCAGUUACCGUGGACUGAGCCAUUGUUUACGCGUCGAGUUGAACAAACCGUUUUAACCGGAAAGCAUAUGACAUUUUGUCGUGUGUCCAAUGAAAGCAUUUCUGUGGCCGCUGAAAUUAUUCGAUAUCCCAAUUUUACAGCAUUAGUCAAAGAAGCAAGUCAUUGUCCAUAUCAUUAUUUUAUGGAUAAUCUGCAAACAACACAAAGUAUGGCGCUAUCCAAUCAUAUAACUACACAAGGCAAUAACAUGCUGUUGUCGGCGAUGGUAUUGUUAACGUGCAUAAUGACAAUCGCAACAACCGUUAUUCAACAGAUGACGGCCAAUAUUGGCCACCGAAUACAUACAAAUACUAGUUCGUUCGUUCGUAGUCAUUAAAAAUAAAAUUUUCGUCCGUUCGUAGAAAUCAUAGCUUCAUUCUAAACCCAGGAAAAUAUUUUUUUUUUUUAAUUUUGGAUUUUUUUUUGAAUUUUGAAAGUGAACACUUUUUUUGCUCAUCAAUUUUUUCGCAGAUGAAGUUUACACUAGAUAAAAUAAACAAACCUUUGAACCAAUACGAAUCUAUUUUAGGAAUUGAAAAAUUUGUUUUUCUUCAAUUCAUUCACAAGUUAAACAAUGAAAAACGAACGUACGAAUAAAAACUGAUUUUCAAAUUGCUACGAACGAACGUGCGGCUCACCACUUUUGGUGACUUGUUUGCAUUUUGUAUUUCGUGAUGAAAAGGCGUCUAAACGGAUAGUCGAUGGAAAACAUUCAGACAUAUUUACAUAGAUUUGUCGAUAAAUGUCUGGUUUUUUUGCUUUUUUCGACUUAUUUUUCGAAUAGUACCUUUUCUCAUCGACGAUUGCUUUUGUUUCGAUGAUUUUUGGUCACUUGAAAUUUGAGCUGUUUUUUUUUUCAUUUCAAAAGCUCGAAUACAGCUUGUCGUCAAUUGAUAUUUAUUGACAAAAACCAAUAUAACUGUCAUAAUAAAAUGCCUCGAGUUUCAUUCGCAUUACAACGAAAACGACAAUAUUCACAGUGUACAUAAAUAACUUUUUGCAUGAAUUUCCAUCGAGCCGACAUUAAUCACGCGGGAAUUUCAAUUCACAUUCUUGGCAUUUUGUUUUUAACUUAUUGUGUACAUGAAUAACUCCUAUAAGCGCUUCUAUUUAUUAUUAUAGUCUAAUAUUGAUUUUAGUUAAGGGAAAGAAUGAGAGUGCAAAACAACAUCAACCGCAAAUGUAUGAUAUUGUCAUACACAUACACAAACAAAUGCAUUCAUUUUGAUUUUUCUUAUUAAAUUUCAUCAAAACUUUUAUACACAAUGAAUUUACCGCCCACAUCUCAUCUGACAUUUACAUAUGAUAUACAUACAAUAUUCCGACCACAUGAUAAUGCAGAAUGUCUCUGUCUAUCAACGAAUCGUGGCUUCUUCGAAUUGUGUCUAUAAUUGGAAUUACAGCCAAUACGCGAAACAUACACUAGUAUAAAGUACCAAGUUCAUCAUCUUAUGACUGUUUGUGACCGACAAAUAUGACCCAAAGAUUUGAAAUAGUUUUGAUAAUAACAGAGAGUAAAAAUGAAACAAAAACAGUCAAAUAAUGCGCUCUUGUAGCUAAAUAAGUCUUUAAUAUUUCUUCCAAAGAUAGAAAUAGUAGUUUAAAAAGGGCUCAACGAUAGUCAUAAGGCAAAAACACACAACAAAAGAAACAUUUAUUCUUUUAUCGCUUACGCAUGGAUCGAUUUCAAUUUUAUUUUCCUUUUUUUAGAAUAUGUGACAUUUAUAUAUAAAAACAGGUAUAUGCGCAUCCAUUUUUAUAGUGGUCAAUGGACUGAAUGCAUUUUCAAACCAUAAAAUUAACAGAUAUUUUUCAUUUAAGUAAAAAUAGGAUAAUCUUUUAGAAUAGAAAACCGUUUUGCACUGUUAGAUAUUAUUUAUAAAUAAAUACACCAAGAAGUAACUUUUUGGACGAAGAAA
Messenger RNA from Contarinia nasturtii (swede midge), 4110 nucleotides. RefSeq names its product MOXD1 homolog 1. Gene Ontology annotation, molecular function: copper ion binding; dopamine beta-monooxygenase activity. The transcript has 12 exons. NCBI's taxonomy places the organism in Eukaryota, Metazoa, Arthropoda, Insecta, Diptera, Cecidomyiidae. Gene Ontology annotation, biological process: octopamine biosynthetic process; norepinephrine biosynthetic process; dopamine catabolic process. The coding region runs from base 243 to 2528 and encodes 761 amino acids. Gene Ontology annotation, cellular component: secretory granule membrane. The record is from RefSeq and is a predicted model, not a curated record.